CACAAGGCAGCAGGAGCAGAGAGCAGCCAUUGCUGUGUCUGGCAGCAGUAUUAAACAGUUGUGAAGAAGACAUCCUGUGAGCGUGAGACACCCAGCAGCCAUCCUCUUGUGUCAGGAGGACUGAGAAGGACCCAGAGCCCAAUCACGGUGCCUCCACCUCACUCACUGACACAUGAGAGACACAGUGACGAGAAGAUCAUUGAACUCACCAACAAGAUCAUUCAGCUGCUGACUGAAGAGGUUCCUAUAAGGUGUCAUGAUGUCACUGUCUAUGUCUCCAUGCAGGAGGAGGAGUAUAUAGAGGAACACAGGGGUCUGUACAAGGACGUGAAGAUGGGGAAUCACCGGCCCCACACAUCACUGGAUGGGCCCAGUAACAGAGAUACCCCAGAGAGAUGUCCCCAUCCUCUGUAUUCCCAGGAUUGUACAGAGGAGAAUCACAGGAUCCCACAGGAGGAUCAGGUUGAACGUCUGUCUGAUAUUAAGACAGACGAUAUAGAGGGAGAAGAAGAGACGUAUGUGACUGAUAUAAAGGCAGAAGAUACAGAGGGAGAAGAAGAGACGUAUGUGACUGAUAUAAAGACAGAAGAUAUAGAGGGAGAAGAAGAGACAUAUGUGGGGGGUGAUCAGCAGUGUAAGGAGGAGGAAAUCCCUACAGAUAUCAGCACAGCAGAGGGACACACAAGCAGGAAUAUCUCAGAAGGACAUCUAAUGUUAUCCCUGGAUUCUGAAAUAACCGAUAAUGACAGUAGACAGGAUUAUCCAGGAGCUAACCCCAUUACCCCAAUUAUUCAUCCAGGUCUAUCAGCUGAUCCCCCUGAUCCUGGGAAAUGUUCUCCUGAUCACGCUUAUAUUGGUGCAUCUGUUACAGCUCUAACAGUAGAUACAGUGUUUCCAUGUUCUAUAGAUGCCAAAUGUUUUACACAGAACACAAAGCUUCAUCAGCCAGCUAAGGCAGGUGAGAGGCCAUUUCCAUGUUCUGAGUGUGGGAAAUAUUUUACAUGCAAAUCAGCUCUUGUUACACAUCAGAGAAGACACACAGGUGAGAAGCCAUUUCCAUGUUCUGAGUGUGAGAAAUGUUUUGCAUGGAAAUCAAAUCUGGUUACACACCAGCAAAUUCACACAGGUGAGAAGCCAUUUCCAUGUUCUGAGUGUGAGAAAUGUUUUGCACGGAAAUCACAUCUUGUUAGACAUCAGCAAAGUCACACAGGUGAGAAGCCAUUUCCAUGUUCUGAGUGUGGGAAAUGUUUUGCACAGAAAUCAGAACUUGUUAUACAUCAGAAAAGUCACACAGGUGAGAAGCCAUUUCCAUGUACUGAGUGUGGGAAAUGUUUUGCACAUAAAUCAGACCUUGUUAAACAUCACAGAAGUCACACAGGUGCAAAGCCAUUUCCAUGUUUUGAGUGUGGGAAAUGUUUUGCAAUCAAAUCAGAUCUUGUUAAUCAUCAGAGAAGUCACACAGGUGAGAAGCCGUUUUCUUGCUCUGAGUGUGGGAAAUGUUUUUCCUGGAAAUCACUACUUGUUAUACAUCUGCGAAGUCACACAGGUGAGAAUCCAUUUCCAUGUUCUGAGUGUGGGAAAUGUUUUCAACACAAAUCACAUCUUGUUACACAUCAAAGAAUUCACACAGGUGAGAAGCCAUUUCAAUGUUCUGAGUGUGGGAAAUGUUUUAUCCAGAAAUCACAACUUGUUAUACAUCAGGGAAGUCACACAGGAGAAAGGCCAUUUCCAUGUUCUGAGUGUAGGAAAUGUUUUACAAACAAAUCGAAUCUUGUUAGACAUCAGAGAAGUCACACAGGUGAGAGGCCAUUUUCAUGUUCUGAGUGUGGGAAAUGUUUUGCACGGAAAUCAGUACUUGUUGAACAUCACAGAAGUCACACAGAUGAAAAGCCAUUUCCAUGUUCUGAGUGUGGGAAAUGUUUUGCACACAAAUCAGAUCUUGUUAUACAUCAGAGAAGUCACACAGGUGAGAAGCCAUAUUCCUGUUCUGAGUGUGGGAAAUAUUUUGCACAGAAAUCAUAUCUUAUUACACAUCAGAGAAGUCACACAGGUGAGAAGCCAUAUUCCUGUUCUGAGUGUGGGAAAUAUUUUGCACAGAAAUCAUAUCUUAUUACACAUCAGAGAAGUCACACAGGUGAGAAGCCAUUUUCUUGCUCUGAGUGUGGGAAAUGUUUUAUACGGAAAUCACAACUUGUUACACAUCAGCGAAAUCACACAGGUGAGUGGCCAUUUCCAUCCUCUGUGAAAUAAAUCAGCACAAUAGACAUCACUUGGAAACUAUUGUACUCUUCUGGAGUAUACUUAACAUUGCCAUGCAUUGUUCUUCAAGGUUCUUAUCUCCUAUGCUUUUUGCAAUAUACAUGCUACAACUGGGUGAUAUAAUCAGAUGUCAUGCCCUUAUCUACCACUGCUAUGCAGAUGACUUGUCUUUUGCUCCGGAUACUGAGAACCCAGUACCAAUCCUAAAUGGUUGUCUAGCUGAGCUCCAUGUGUGGGUGAUGCCAGUUGGCUGUGACUCAGUCCUGGUGAAACAGGUCCUUAUGGUAGAAGCUCACCAACAAAAGGCAGGGCUACAGCUCAGCUUUGCAAACCAACCAGACUUAUGCUUGUGGGUUCAGAGUUACAAAAUGCUGAUCAUGUGGAAUCUUGGUGUCCUGGAUGGUGGAGUGACACUUAGAUAUCAGGUAUCAUCCACAAUCCGAUCCUCAUCUGAGGAACAUAGCCAGACUCCAGCACUUUAUUCCCUCAGAAGAUCUACCUACAGUCAUACAUGCACUUGUAUCAUCAUGCAUAGACUACUGCAAUGUCCUCUACCUGGGUCUCCCAGCAAAAGAAUUGCACCACUUGUGGCUUGUACAGAAUGCAGCAGCCAGUCAUAUCUAACCGGCCCGUUCCUGCCACAUAACACCCAUUCUCUUCUCCCUUCACCGGCUGCCUGUAAGAUGAUGACUUACAUAAUCUUACUGACUCUCCCAUCCCUACAUGACCAGGGUCCAUGGAACCAGAAGCAGCUUCUGCCUCCUUACUGCCUGGUUUCUUCCGUCUGCAGAUGAAGGACUGUUACCACCAGUACCAAGAAUCCCCAAGAAAUUCUGAA
Messenger RNA from Pseudophryne corroboree (corroboree frog), 3097 nucleotides. Its product is annotated as zinc finger protein 260-like. NCBI's taxonomy places the organism in Eukaryota, Metazoa, Chordata, Amphibia, Anura, Myobatrachidae. Gene Ontology annotation, biological process: regulation of transcription by RNA polymerase II. The record is from RefSeq and is a predicted model, not a curated record. Gene Ontology annotation, molecular function: DNA-binding transcription repressor activity, RNA polymerase II-specific; RNA polymerase II cis-regulatory region sequence-specific DNA binding. Gene Ontology annotation, cellular component: nucleus; nucleoplasm. The transcript is spliced from 6 exons. The coding region runs from base 280 to 2250 and encodes 656 amino acids.